CGAGGAUACAACGCGCGAACAAACCAGCGCCGUCAUGGAGCCGCCUUAUGUUGGAGCAUCAUCGCUGCCGCGCGUGUAUCGCCCAAUCAAGUCGCCGGUCGACACUGCAGUACGUGCCACGACAGCAGACUCCCACUUUCGACCGAAGCACACUGACCGGACUGCUGCCCUACUCUCCUUUACGACAACCCGAGGUCGCAAUUGUGGCGACACACAGCCGUCACUUCGAAGCCAUCGGCAUCCGGUCGCGCCAUCACGCAAACCGCAGCCCAACACACCUCUCCAGCCCAGAGACGAAGUCGGCAUCUUGUAUCCGUUUUCCAACAUCGCCGACGACGACGGGUCCAUGCACCAGAUCAUGUGGUCAAAAUGGCAUGAUCAGCACGCCGCCGACACUCUCGACGACAACUUUACCUCGUUUGCAUUAUACGGCGAAAUGAAGCUUCAGGAAGCCCAAACGAUGAGCUCAUGGCUGGAGCAGCCGAAUCAAUUUCUCACUGCCGUGGCAUGUACAUUGCUCGACAAGUUUGCAGAACGAUUGGGGACGUCGGGGGGACUCAUGCGGCGGCUCCUCCACGCAUUGAUGGCGGCAGUGUACGUCCGACGACCGACAGGCGACGACGUUGCCUCCACGAAGGAUGGCGAGUUCGACCGCAAGGUGCCCCACUUCAUUGAAAGCAAGCGACUGCGACGAACGUGCCUGGAACUUCUCGACGAAAACACGCGGAAACAUGCUGACUCGUCGAUCCACCAAGUUGGUGUCGAAAAGAUGCAGCGCGUGAUCGAAGGCACGGCGAAGACGUGGAAGCGUAAAGUCCAGCGCCUGUUGUUCUACAAUUGGACGUAUUUGGUACAGCGGCGGCGACGCAUUCGAACUUUCAUGGACCGCACGUUUCGGUACGAGGUCAAAGCCACUGUGAAGGAAACAUUUCGCGCAUGGCGUGUCGAGGCCCUGCGGCGGGCGUACUACCGAGAGUCGGCAAACUACCAGGCCAUGCUGUCCGUCACGGCCGAGUCGCUCGGGCGAAAGGAUAUCCAACUCAACGAAGCUGCGACUCGAACGACAGAGCUUCAAGCUCAGGUCGACCAGCUCGCUUCGAUCAACAGCCAGCUCGUUAUGCGAAUCCAGGAGCUUGAAGCAACCAAUAGGUCCAUGCGGGCGGCACAGGGGGCGCCCGAUGCAGAGUACUUCGUCCCGGCAAAAGCACAAUUUGAACCGAUGGACACCAUCGUGGCGUCGUCAACGUCAGAAACAGAAGAAGACCACAAAGUGAAUCGCCUGCUUUUGGAAAGCCUCUUUGCCAUGGCCCGCAUGGUCGAGUCGUCCGUGAUCCAGAGCUCCAGCGACAUCAUGGACAGCUUGCGCCAUCAAACGGACGGCCACGAGCUGCGCGACCUGUCUGAACUCAUGUUUAAACAGACGCAGCUCUAUGGCAAGCAGCAGCCCUCCAUGGCUUCAUCGUCGACCGUUCACGACCACCACUCGAUUCAGAACCUCUUGACAAAACCCAUCGACGUGGUGCUGCUUAACUGGAUGCGGCUUCAGCUUGACCGGAGCACCGCAACGACGCGGCCGCAAGACAAAAUUAUCCGCAAUUUCUCAGAAGACCUUGCCGAUGGCCACCGCUUUGCGCUGUUGUUACAUCACCUGUACCCAAAACUUUACGACACGGCGCUCGUGGGGGAAAUCGACGUCGACACCCGACUCCAACACAUCGAGCGAUUUAAUCGCGAGUGCCCCAUGGACACUUCAGCGGACGCGACGCUGCCUGCGGUCGUCACUGCCGAGUCCAUUGCGAACCAGAAGAGCCACGAGAACUUUGUGUUCAUCGCGAUGCUAUUUGGACUCCACCAAGCCCAUUACGCUCCGGUCAACAUCGAUAAGGCGCGCAAAGCGUUCUUACACAUCGUGACAUGUUGGAAGAAGGUGCGGACUAUCAUGCUCGACGUCCGACGGGCGGCCGACGACACGCCCGACAAAGGCCUCGUCCUGAGUUUGGUCAAAGAGCUCAAGACAUGCGAGAACUAUCAUAAAGAAAUGCAAUGCGAGAUCACGUCGCAGGCGUGCACAUCCAACGAAACCUCCACCGUCCUCAUCAAGCUCACACACAAGAUUCUGUGCUUUACAUGGCGGCUGCUUGCUGAGAAGCUCCAGGGGGUGCAUGAAGACGUGGUGGACGAGAGGCGAGCCCACACGAUGCAGAAAUUCACAGUCGUUUCACCCGUUCUCGUGCGCGACAUUAUCUUGGGCAACCCCGACGGCCGUCGGACGUCGCUCAGCGAGACGGAAGUCUUGACCCGAGUCGCAGGCAUUCAAAAGGUGCUACAGCAGUGGUUCAAGGAACUCUGUGCCAUCUUUCGGCACUACAGCUGCGGCGCGCUGCGCGGUCGCGCGACGACCAUGAGUUCUGGCGAGUGGGCGAAAUUCAUCAAGGAUUGCGCGAUUGUGGACAAAAAGGUCACCCAGGCGAUUGCCGAAGCCGUGUACUACCAAUGCGUCAACUCGGACAAAACGAUCGUGCAGACGACGACGGCGGCCAAGGAGAUGUCGCCGUCCAUGUUUGUGUCGGCGCUCGUCCUGCUCGCCGACAAAAAGUACCCCCAAGUCAUGUUUGAGGACCGCAUUGGCGAGCUCAUUGAAAAGUGCGUGAUUCCGCACGCAUGUCGGUCACAGCCCGAGGUGUUUCGGAUGCUCCUCCAGACGUCUGACGUGCGUGGCGUGUACCAAAAGUUUAAGCAGCCCCUCCAGCGUACGUUCAAGUACUACUCGAGCGUCAAGGCCGACGAGGUGCUGAAAAGCACCAAGCCGCGGUCGACAAUUGGUCUGGUGGAGUUUGUCAUGAUGGUCAAGGAUUGCAAGCUGAUUGGGUCGUAUGUGACGGAAAACACAGUCAAGCAGAUCUUUGUGCUCGUGCAGCGACACAACGACGACGACGAGUGGGGGGGAGACAUUACUGGGAACGAAGAGCUCCAAGUCAACUACGUCGAGUUUGAAGAGGUGACUCGGAUUGUAUUGCCGUCGACGGCGACGCGUGACCUUUCGACGAUGUCGUAGGCGUUGGGUGCUCUGACCGAAUAUGUGAUCGCGAAUCCAUACAUCCCAUACUUCAAGCGACUGGAGCAGUUCAUAGGAGACAUGAUCGUGCCACGUGCGAGACAGAAGAAGCCCAAAGCGUAGACGCAUUUCUUGAACUUCCUUCGUCGCGAUGCACCCGUGGUGCACCCUGGUUCUCAUCGUCAUGGCGGGCAAUCCUUGCAUCACCCAUGCUAAGUGCGACGUCCGAAUCGAGCCAAUCGUUGUCCGUGGGAUGAGUUUCCACCAAUGAAAGUGCCCUAUUUUUCCAAUGAAACGUAUUUGAACCA
This is a messenger RNA of Aphanomyces invadans, 3363 nucleotides long. RefSeq lists its product as hypothetical. Lineage: Eukaryota; Oomycota; Saprolegniomycetes; Saprolegniales; Verrucalvaceae. Gene Ontology annotation, biological process: positive regulation of protein polymerization; microtubule polymerization; microtubule bundle formation. The record is from RefSeq and is a predicted model, not a curated record. Gene Ontology annotation, cellular component: microtubule. Bases 35 to 3055 code for a protein of 1006 amino acids. The transcript is spliced from 18 exons. Gene Ontology annotation, molecular function: tubulin binding.